Messenger RNA from Aspergillus candidus, 534 nucleotides. RefSeq lists its product as uncharacterized. The record is from RefSeq and is a predicted model, not a curated record. The transcript has 2 exons. Bases 1 to 534 code for a protein of 177 amino acids. NCBI's taxonomy places the organism in Eukaryota, Fungi, Ascomycota, Eurotiomycetes, Eurotiales, Aspergillaceae.
AUGUUUAACGAACCCGGUGUUGUCGCCGAUUGCGGUCGUUCCCCCAACUGUACUCUGACUGCCACACCGGAUAGAACCGGCUUUGUCGAACCUCUCAGCAACCAUGAUAGCAGCCACCAUAACCCCGGUUUCUUCAGCCAGAACUAUGACGCUUACCCCUGGGCCAGCAGCACGGCUGCUCGACCGACCCUAUCACUGGCACCGAUCGACUUUGAUCGCCAAAUGCUUAUGAUGUCUCACUUCGAGGAGGCCACGAUGAACCCCCUUGGUGGUCCUUUGACCGCCACCCCUCUUAGAACACAGCAACAACAGCGCUACAUGCCGUUGAACUCGGACGACAACAUGAGGUCACACAACCCGGGGGGCAUAGGUUAUCCGGCAUUGUUGCCAAACGGCCCUGCUGAGACAUCGGCUGGCGCUCGGGAUGUAUCUCAGCACUCUCGUCAGCCCGUCACUGGUCCACAGCGGCCCGCAGCCACCCAGUUUCCGGUGCCCAUGGCCUGGCUGUACUUACAAAAAACCGUUCGCCCGUAA